CUGAUAGAUUGAUGUAACGAUGUUAUCCACCAUAUAUCGAAUCUGCUUUGAUUCCAUUAUUUUCGGGGAAAAUGUAUAAUUUUCUAUCAGAUUAUAACGACAUGAUGUACGAAUUAUCAGAAUUAUUAUCAGAAUUUACAUAAUACCAGUCCCUAAACUUAUACCACAAGAAAUAAUCACGAGUUUAGCAAAGGACCACCAUGCCUUAAUUAACAGCAACGAGCGUAGGACUGAAAUGUUGAGAAUCGUAGUUUGGGGAUUCAAUCGUUAAGUGGUGAAAAAAGGGAUGGCUGAUUUGUACUUUAUCCUUGAGGCAAAUAAGCCUGCAAGUGGAAAAGGCCAUCUGGAGAGUGGAGACCGGCAAUUCUGCACAGCGGCGUGGUGUUUAGCUCUGUGAUUGAAUUGAAGACGAAGAGAAAAUUCGAAGGAGAGAGAAGAAGAAAGGAGAAGCCGGAGAAGAAGAAAAGCUAUGGCAGAUUCUGAGAAAUCGUUUCUGAUCAGGCAGUGGGAUGAGUACAAAGGGUUCUGGGCAGAGAGGUUCUCGUUUCUGGACAAUUACUCGAGGUUCGUCAAGCGCGACAAGCCCCUCCCGUCUUGGUCCUCCGAUGACGUUCAAGAGUUCAUCGCUUCUGAUCCCCAUCACGGCCCCACUCUGAAGACUGCUAGAGAAGCAGCAUCCUUUGGUCUUACUGGAAGUCUUCUCGGAGCAGUAUCAACUGCUGCUUUUGCCUGGAAAUACUCAAAGAGCCCACAUGGUGCUGGGCUGUCCUUCAUUGCCGGCGGUGCAUUUGGUUGGACAUUUGGUCACGAAGUCGCUAACCACUGGUACCAGCUUUACAGGAUGGACACUAUGGCCGCACAGGUCAAGUUCUUGGAAUGGUGGGAGAAGAAAUCCGAAGGGCACUCGUAAGAUUUCCCAUGAUCUCGAACCCAAAUCCAUCUCUUUCUCCUUCCCCCAUGGUUUGAUUUUGAAAGAUCCUGUAACUGUUGAUUGCUCUCUCUUACUGAACCGGAGAGGCUGUUGCGUUUCUUUUUUUUUCUGGAGUCCUUUCAAUCCGUCGUAACAGUAAUAAUAGUAAUAGUUACAGGGUGGUUUUUCCCUCCCGCCGUUGAAUGAGAUGGCAAUUUCCUUCGUGUUGUUGAGGGUUUUCAUCAUGCUGUUCUUAUUUAUUAUCAAAUUCGUUCUCAAAUCUUAUGUUGAGAUUAACUCCUAAACAAUGGAUUUUAGUGUGUUUGAAAUAAAAACACAGAUGUAUUCCAUUGUACGAUCGGAAAUCCCAAGUUUAAGGCCCAAUCGAUCUCCAUUUCCCAACUUCUAUCCAUUCCAUACAAUAAGAGAUUAAGGGGUCGUUUGGUAGUUGUGAUUGUUAGAGUUGUGUUUAUUGAAUACAUGCAGUGUGCACAAUACAAUGUUUGGAAGUGCCAAAGUGUAAAACAAUGCAUGUAUUGUUUUAGGUAGAUCCCAUCAACAAUUACAAAAAAUCAUGCAUUUUACAAUCUCAACUAAAAGUUGUGAUUGUUGAUUUUAGAUUUGUGUCCAUUUUUUCUUUCCAUUUAUAUCCCUGUUAGUUUUUGUCUUAUACUAAAAGUUGAGGAUAAAUGUGACAUUUUUCCAUAAAGUAACUUUAUGCAAGCCAAUACAUAAAGUAGAAUCUCAACAACCAAACAAUGUAUUAUUGCAAUGCAUUCAUCUUUAAAAAUAUAUAAACACUUUCAGAAACUGCCCUGUGCCACGUAAGCUUUGCAGCCACGUCCGUGUUUUUCGGAAUUAGCCUGAUUUUUUUUUAAUUAGGCCACUACAUUCCGCCGAUUACAUUUCCCCGCUCACCAUUAUUUUUACCACAUUUUACUCUCGGUGAAUGGAAUUUUCCCCAUUACCAGAUCAACCUUUUGCAUAAAUAAAAAAUAUUCAAAUUCAUAAGCAUUGGAAAAGCCAUUAUAAAAAAAAAGCCAUUAUCAACUACCGAAAGAAACGGAUGAUUCUCUCUUAACUUUUGUUUCUCGAACCGGGUUAGAUGUUGAAGAGAAAAAUUAGUGGUUUAUAAUUCAACAAUUAAUUUUAUAGGAUCGUUAGUUAACCAUUGAUAUAAUUAUUCAUGUAUUCACAAAAAAGACAUAUACAACACGAAUUUAAAACUGAAUUUAUCAAUGAUCGUAAAUAAUUUCAAAUCUAUAUUAUUCAUCAUCAAAAGUUAUAACAAAUCAUUCAAACUACCUCAUAAAGAAAAUCAUAAUUUUUUUUAUCAAAUUUAAUUUAGUAAUUAUGGUAACAAUCUGCAUCAUAUAAACCUGAGAAGGAGGAUGAGAAACAAAGAAAAGGAAGUCGAAAUAAAAGUAGCAGGUUAUCUCAGUUUACAUUAAAUUACUUUUUUUCUUCAUAAUUUCCCAAAAAAUUACGAUUUUAGUUAUGAGUUUGCUAUCCACCUAUAAAAAGUUUAUCAUAUAUCACAAAAGAACUCGGAUGUAUAUUGGAAAACGCUAAUUUCGCUGGAUGUUUUUGAAUAAAAAAUUAUUAAAAUUUAGAAAAUUAAAUUGUGGAAUAAGUACUGAAAAUUGUGUUCGUAACUGAUAUGGAGAAGAGUUUUCAAAUCAUUUUAUAUUUAAAAAAAAAUUGAAACUCACCCCGCCCAAAGGGCGGGUACGAAGCUAGUUGUACCAAUACAUGUAUUUAUUUUAUUGUGAUUCAUUACAAUUCAACGAUUUAACAUUCGCAACUUCCAAACGACCCCUAAGUUCAAGAGUCUAAUAAUCUUAAUCUAUCGCA
Molecule: messenger RNA, 2764 nt
Organism: Linum trigynum
Lineage: Eukaryota; Viridiplantae; Streptophyta; Magnoliopsida; Malpighiales; Linaceae
Source: the annotation of a GenBank genome assembly